AGCCAAAGUACAACAAUGCCAGUGCUCUAGCCAGCCUCAGUACAGGAAACAAACAUGGUCUAAAUGGGAGUACCAGCUAAAUCCUUUUCUUUCACUUGAAGAGACCAACUGUACCAUCAUGGAUUCAAACAAUAUGCACAGUCCUGUGUUCCUGGUGCUUCCUCCAGAAGUUACCAGUCAAGAAUACCAAGCAACAGGACUUACAGCCACAGCCUAUGACUCCCAAAAACGAGUGCAGAAAAUCCUUAUUAGAAAAUUGAAGAUUUUAGGGACCGCCCAGAUCCUGUUUGGAAUCAUGAACUUUUCGUUCGGAGUUGUUUUCCUUUUCACCUUGGUAAACCCAUACCCAAGGUUUCCUUUUAUAUUUAUCUCAGGAUAUCCAUUUUGGGGCUCUGCUUUGUUCAUUAACUCUGGAGCCUUUCUGAUUGCACUGAAGAGAAAAACUACGAACACUCUGAUAAAAAUGAGCCAGGUGAUGAAUUUACUUAGUGCCCUGGGAGCAGCAGCUGGAAUCAUUCUCCUCAUAUUUGGUUUCCUUCUAGAUGAAGAAUUCAUCUGUGGCUAUUCUCCAGAUGCUAUUCAAUGUGGUCCUAUUACUGUUCUAUUCCUUGGGAUUUUGGUUAUGUUGAUGAUCUUCAGCAUUGCUGAACUGCUUAUUUCCCUCUUUUCCUCAUUUUUGGGAUACACCAAAAAUUAAUUUGCAGAAGGCUGCUGUUGAAUAGCACUGUGCAAGUAAAGAUGCAAUGUGAGACAGCUUAGAGGCCAGUACUGCGUGUGAUAAAGAGCCAACACAAAUACAUAUUUAAAGUUUGUAAUUAUUUGAAGCAAAGGGGGCUGGGAGCGACUCAAGGGGGAUCAUUUUGGCCGAUGAAACCCAUCCUGCAUCCCGGCAAUGCCACUUCCUCUCCCAACAGAAUGAUUCCCUCAGUGUAAUCACCCUUCUUGUUCUUUGUGGCAUGGCCGCUCUAUAAGUAAAGAGAGGAACCAAAGCUCAAACUCAGGUGACCACAUCAUCUGACUGGAAGUCUACACAUGACAGUUUCCUGAUGAGUCCCCUAAGAGAUGCCACACAAGGGCUCCCGCUCCAUGAAGCAAGAAGAUGAACUGAAAGGAAGAAUAGGUCGGUCAGAAACUUUUACCUUGAAGCCACAAGACUGUCAAUUGUUAUUAGCCAGCUACAAGAGUAGCUACAGCAUGCAGUUCGGUUCCCACUAUCCACACUGGACAGAGCACAGCUGCCUGUAACUCCAGUUCAGAGGUCUCUUACACCCUCUUCAGGCUCCCAUGGCAUCUGCAAGCAUGUGGUGCACAUGCACUCAGGCAGGCACACACACAUAUACAAAUAAAUAAAAUAUAAAAUGUU
Peromyscus maniculatus bairdii (prairie deer mouse) is the source of this 1363-nucleotide messenger RNA. Its product is annotated as membrane-spanning 4-domains subfamily A member 5. Gene Ontology annotation, biological process: cell surface receptor signaling pathway. The record is from RefSeq and is a predicted model, not a curated record. NCBI's taxonomy places the organism in Eukaryota, Metazoa, Chordata, Mammalia, Rodentia, Cricetidae. Gene Ontology annotation, cellular component: plasma membrane.